Messenger RNA from Mesocestoides corti, 1644 nucleotides. Lineage: Eukaryota; Metazoa; Platyhelminthes; Cestoda; Cyclophyllidea; Mesocestoididae. The record is from the annotation of a GenBank genome assembly.
AUGACAAAGCUGUCUCAUAUUGCUUCGAAGACUGUUAUUAUUCAUCCUGGCUCCACACUUCUGCGUAUCGGUCUUGCCAUUGAUGAAAAUCCAAAAGUUUUUCUUCACUGUAUUGCACGUGAAUACAGGAAGUCUUCUAAUGAAAAUCUCUCCUGUUUUCCGUCGCGUGCGCAUUCCCUUCAGUAUUGCGCCGACAAUGAAUCGGAUAUGUCAGCCUUUUUUGAUGGCUCUUCUCAUCUCACGUCCUUGUCUAUUGAUAAUAGACUUCACGAAGCCUUAAAUAAAGCAGGAUCUCAUUCAGAACCGUCUUUAGUAACCUCGAGGUCUAAUUUCAUACCCUUUCUUCGAGGCUUCAAGGCGGUAGGUAGCGGAUGUUAUAAACUCGAAUGGCCAAUUGCAUCUGGACCUUUCAAUGAGGAGUUCACACCGUCAAACUGUGUGCAGGACCUUGAGGAUAUGUGGACAUAUGCUAUAGAGCAUUACCUAAACAUUCCAAAGGAGAAUUUUCACCACUAUUCAGUCAUCCUGUUGAUUGAAGACGUCUUUGUCCGCCGUGAGGUGCGCCAGAUCGUGGACAUGCUUCUGCGGAAUCUCAAAUUUGCCCGACUCGUGGUUCAACAGGCAAGCGUUUGUGCUACGUACGGUGUGGGGCUCCCAACUGCAUGCGUCGUCGAUUUUGGCUUCCAAAAGACUUCGAUUUCAUGCGUCGAUGAGGGCAUCUCCAUACCGGACGUCCGCGUCACGCUACCAGUGGGCGUCAGUGAUUGCCUUCGUACGCUCCAUGCUGCCAUGAAGCACCAUAGUCGCGACAAACCUCUGAUUCUUGAACGGUUGAAAGAAAUAGGCUAUCAAACAUUUCCGGACACGAAGCUUCUCUUUAAUGCAAUGUUUGACGCAGACACCGCUGUCACCAAGUGCCUGCUGGCACAGCAGUUGGAAGGCAACACGCCGAGUGACAUCACCAUUGAUAUUCCUCCCGAACACAAGCAAAGCCUCCCCGUAGCGUCUGUCGUCGGCGUGCAUCUGACCCCCUACUUCCCCAAAUCGGAAUCACUCCUGCCAGAAUACCAGACGCCUUCCAUAGAGGCCCCGGAGCCGGAUGACCCAUUUGACGAGGUCUACAUUGCGGCGACCGCGAGAGAGAAGAAACGGAAACUUCAGGUGGAUGUGCUUUCGGCUAGAGGCGACGACGUGGGUACUUUCGAUCCCAAGAUCUCCAAGGUUCAGAGACUCUCGUCGUUUAAGAACCUCGCAGAAGCAAUCAUCUGGAGCAUUCGACAAGCAGCAGCAGCAGUAGCCGCCUCUGCCAUCGAAUCGGACGUGGUCAGUGCCAGUUAUAGCGACGGCAAAUCGGACCACCUGCGACAGCGUCUGCUCGGAUGCAUCCUGCUUGUCGGAGGUGGCGCGACCAACCUCGGCGGCCACCUGCUCUCCAGACAGUUGACUCGAGAGCUGCAGCAACUGGUCGGCGAUGGAAGUACUGUUGAAGUGCUGCUCAGGCCCAGGGGCGUGGCUGAUCUCGCCUGGCAAGGCGCCAAACUCAUGCUCAACACCGACUCAAUAUCUGAUUUGUGGCUGACACCGUCUGAGUGGCUGCGCUACGGAUCCCGUCUACUGCGUGAAAAGGCGCCCUUUCCUUGGUGA